CUUGUUGGCUUCUUCACCGCGCUUCCGUUCGUCUUGACUGUAGCUGUCACAGACCAGACCAGACCAGACCAGGCAGGAGCAGGACCCCACAUAACUCCAUAUAGACCUGGCAACACUUCCACCGUCACCGCCGACCGCCGAGCGCGGAGCCACCGACACGACAAUCGCAGCUGUAGUCCGGCUUCAGACCUGCAGUGUCACUGUGUCAGUAGUCCUCGGUGGCGCUGUUGCCCGCCUCCGAGAUCAUUUGGAGCCGGGGGCGUGUCGAGAGGGAUGGGGAUGGAGUGGCCGCCGACGCCUGCGCAGCAGAGGAAGGCGGUGGUGGGCGCCGGGUCGGCGCUGAAGCUGGUACUGUUCGUGAUCCUCGCGGGCCUCGCACUGCGGCUGCUGGUCGGCCCCGCGGCCUACCUCCUGCCGCCCACCGCCGCGCCAGAGGGGGGCGCUCGUCUUAUCGCGGCGCCGGGGAGGGAAAGAACCGGCGGCGGCGGGAUUCCUUCCGUCGAAACGGAUGAUGCGAUUUUUACUUUGACCUCUGCAGAACCUCUAACAGCUAUAGACAAGAAGGAAGGUUCCCCAAAACCAGAAGAAAGUUGUGAUCUUUUCCAUGGCGAGUGGGUUCCCAAUUCAUCAGGGCCAGCUUACACUAAUGCAAGCUGCCGCUUCAUUGAGUCUCCUCAGAACUGUAUGACAAAUGGAAGGCCUGACACAGAUUAUCUCAAUUGGAGAUGGAAGCCAUAUGGUUGUGAGGUACCACCAUUUGAUGGCAAGAAGUUUCUGGAUGGCAUGAAGGGCAAGCAUUGGGCACUUAUUGGUGAUUCCAUCCUUCGCAACCAUGUCCAGUCAUUGCUUUGUCUUCUUUCUAAGGUCGAAGAUGCUACUGAGGUCUACCAUGAUGAUACAUUCAGAUCCAGAAGAUGGCACUUUCCUUCACACAAUUUCACAGUCUCUCUUAUCUGGGCACCAUUCCUGGUCAAAGCUAAAAUAUUUGAGGACAGUGAUGGAGUUUCUACUGCUGAUCUCCAGCUGCACCUUGACGUUCUAGAGAAAAAUUGGACUAGUCAAUGGGAGAGCUUUGAUUACGUAGUGAUAUCCACAGGCCAAUGGUUCUUCAAAACUGCAGUGUACUGGGAGAAUGGAGCUGCGAUUGGCUGCCACUCCUGCCAGAACAAAACCCUGAAAGAAAGGUCUCCAGAGUACUCCUUCCGCAGGGCACUCAAGGUGGCCUUCCAGUUCAUCACAUCUUCACCUCACAAGCCAGUAGUCUUCUACAGAACGUGGGCUCCUUCGCAUUUUGAGAAUGGUGAGUGGUUCAGUGGCGGGACUUGCAACAGGACGGCCCCAUUCAAGCCAGGGGAGGCCGGUGACAGAGAAAUGGACAAUAAAAUGUGGCAUAUUGAGAGAGAGGAGUUUGACAACGCAGUGGCAAACAAGGGUCCUAUCGAUGGUGACCGUCUGAAACUGCUCGAUACAUUUGAGCUCUCUCUCCUAAGGCCUGAUGGACAUUCAGGGCCAUAUAGAGCAUACCAUCCUUAUGAGAAGGGCAUGACAGCCAAAGUCCAGAAUGACUGCCUCCACUGGUGCUUGCCUGGGCCUAUUGAUGCAUGGAACGAUGUACUCAUGAAGAUGCUGGCAAAGGACUGAAACAUUAUCAGGUGGUACCCUAGGCAUGGCAUCUGAUUUCAACACCAGUAUUGUCUCAAGUCUCCUUUGCUGCAAAAACUUGUGGUAUCCAGAAAUUCGUGUAGCUUCAAACAUCACUUCGCGGUGGAUAUAAUGGUGGUUCUUGAAGCAAUCUCCCUAGCAGAGGGAUUGUUAUUAGUUGUUAAUGGUGUGCUGUAAAAGAGGUAACUUGUGAUAGCACGCCCGAGUGCUCCAGUUACUUCUUAAUAUCUGUAUGUAUCAGAGUGGUCUAAGGAGUCUCAUACUUGAGUUGCUUCCAAAAGGAAGUAUAAUAUAUAAACAGUGGCGAUAUAUAUAGAACGGUGCAUCCAUACCUAGUGCAAAAUGUACUGCAAAUAUUCGCAACAAAGCCUAGCAAGUAGCAGCGUUUUAAACUCUUCAGUCUCUUUCUCCAAGAGAAAAUGUGUAUCUAAUGAAAUGUUGCUCAUCGAUUAACAUA
Molecule: messenger RNA, 2119 nt
Organism: Sorghum bicolor (sorghum)
Lineage: Eukaryota; Viridiplantae; Streptophyta; Magnoliopsida; Poales; Poaceae
Product: protein trichome birefringence-like 24
Exons: 4
Coding region: 274-1641 (455 amino acids)
Cellular component (GO): Golgi apparatus
Molecular function (GO): O-acetyltransferase activity
Source: RefSeq, a predicted model, not a curated record